Messenger RNA from Pichia kudriavzevii, 786 nucleotides. RefSeq lists its product as uncharacterized. The transcript has a single exon. Gene Ontology annotation, biological process: fungal-type cell wall organization. Bases 1 to 786 code for a protein of 261 amino acids. The record is from RefSeq and is a predicted model, not a curated record. NCBI's taxonomy places the organism in Eukaryota, Fungi, Ascomycota, Pichiomycetes, Pichiales, Pichiaceae.
AUGAGGUACUCCAAUAACAACACUAUGGUUCUGCUCUUCACAAUGGUUGUCUCCUUCAUAUUGGGGGCAGCGGCUGUUGAUCCUGCUGAAACAACAACGACUCCAUUAACAACAGACGUUGCCGCUACAACUCCUUUGACUACAGACACUGCCGCUGCAACGACUCCUUUGACUACAGACACUGCUGCAACCACUCCUGUAACAACGGACACUGCUGCAACCACUCCUGUAACAACGGACACUGCUGCAACCACUCCUGUAACAACGGACACUGCUGCAACCACUCCUGUAACAACGGACACUGCUGCAACCACUCCUGUAACAACGGACACUGCUGCAACCACUCCUUUGACUACAGACACUGCUGCAACAACCCCUCUAACUACGGGUACAACUGCACCAACUACAAAAACUACAGCCACACCUAAAACUACUACUGGCACUGCCACCACCCGUACGACAACACCCGGUGCUGUCACAACCACCACUCCAGCUGCGGCUACAGAUACCGGUGACUAUUAUGUCCCAGUGAUCACCCCAACCACAACCCUGCCGGUAACUCCAAAAACGACUGAUCUAACAACAUCGACUUCUGAUCCCGCAACCAUUGUUUGGAAAACUAAAACUAUUGGUACCAUCACAUCCGUCUAUUCGGUUGCUUGGGUCCAAACCUUCACAUCGAUGUAUUCUACCGUUUCUACACCUCCAAGGGGAACCAUUGGACUCGGUACUUUAAAAGGUACAGUCGGUACCAAACGUUCCUACAGAACUGUCAACUAUAAUUAG